AUCGGACUUUUCACUCGACUCCAACCAAAGCUCAAUAAAAAUAGGCCAGGUCUCGAUAGAAGUGACUUAGUGUAUUGUGUACGAGGAUGCCACCAAAGAGAAGACAUACUGCAGAGCCCAACCAGUCUAAGAAGGCCAAGGUUCCUCAGAGAAGCAGGGAGGACUUAGAAGCUUUUUAUGCUUCGACCUUAGACUUGAUCUACGAAUUGAAGGAUGACGAAGAUGGAAGACAAUUGGUAUCAGUUUUUCAGAAGAUUCCAUCGAAAAAACAGUAUCCUGAUUAUUUUGAGAUAAUUGCCAAUCCAAUAUCAAUUUCUGAAAUUCAAAAGAAGGUUUCCAAAGGCCAGUAUUCUACAGAGAGUGCCGAUGAAUUUUUGAAAGAUUUUGAACUCAUGCAUAAUAAUGCAGCUACCUAUAACGAUCCUGAAUCUUGGAUUGUGAAUGAUGCUAAAAGAAUACUUGAUCUUGUUAAUGAAGAGUACGAUAAAUUGAAUAACGAAAGUCAAUCUACUGCUGAGAUCACUCCAGAGCAGGUUCCACAAGCUGCAACCGAUCUUAUUAAUGAUGUCAUCGAGCACGAGUUCCCUGAUUUGGGAGCAAUAAGUGAUCCUUUCAUGGAUGUUGUUGAUAGGAAGGAAUAUCCAGACUAUUUCCAGGUUAUUCAACAUCCUACUUCGUUCAAUCAAGUUCUUGCAGACAUCAAGUCCAAGAAGCUUUUCUCUGGCUCUGACUCAAUUGCUAACGAAUUGGAGGAUUUCCACCGCGAAGUAAACUACAUUUUCCAAAAUGCUCAGUUAUAUAAUGAUCCUGAAUCUUUACUUCACCAGGAUUCCUUGAAAUUACAGGAAUACUUCAACAAUAGAUUCGAAGAUUUCAAAUCAAGUGUUAAAACUUCAAAACCAUCUUCAAAGAAAGAAGGUGGUCCAAAACUCAAGCUCAGUUUAAAAUUGAAACCAACAGAAAAAGAUGAAUCGGAAACUCCUGAACCAUCUAAAAAUGUUGUUUCUACAAUCAAAAGAAAUGCUCUAGGUAAAAUUGAUAAAUCACCAAUACCAAGUGAAGCCUUCAUACAGGGUAUAAGUGUUUCAUCGGCUUCUUCAACCGUGACAAGUGUGAUUCAAAACUCUCAUAAUCACAACUACUUACCUCAACAAUUAACCCAAUCCCAAAAACUCAAAUCUUUUUUAUUUCCUGAUCAUCCUCUUGGAACUAGCUCUUCUCUUUUUGAAUAUCAUUUUGCUCCUGCUGGUUAUAUGUCACAAUCUUAUACGAUCAGUUUACCCCCAGAUACUAACUCCUUGAUAACAUUGAAAGUUGCUUUGCACUCUUUGAUUCACGAUAUCAAAAGAGAUAGUAUAGAGGAUGGCCAGCUUCUAAUGAACCUGGGAUCAGAUGAUGAUUUCAAUUUCAAAUUGUCGGUCAAUGAUGAUGAAGUUAGUAGCGGUGGUGAAGUGAUUGAAGAAAGAGACACCGAUGAAGAUAUCUUAUCGGCUCACUAUGAUCUCAAAUUAAGUCAUGGUCUUAAUGUCCUUGACUUUGAAUUAAAAGUUGCGCCAGCCAUAGCUAAAAGAUUAAAGAAAACUACCGCAGAAUCAGAAGUCGAAGAAAAUUUAGGUAGACAUACUAGACACCAACUCCAACAAUUAAAAAUGAAUUGGGAUGUUGAAAAAUUCACAAUCUAUGUUAUUUGUAACAGUGUAUAA
Molecule: messenger RNA, 1703 nt
Organism: Hyphopichia burtonii NRRL Y-1933
Lineage: Eukaryota; Fungi; Ascomycota; Pichiomycetes; Serinales; Debaryomycetaceae
Exons: 2
Coding region: 87-1703 (538 amino acids)
Biological process (GO): chromatin remodeling
Cellular component (GO): RSC-type complex
Molecular function (GO): protein binding
Source: RefSeq, a predicted model, not a curated record